AUGCCCUUUGGUGUACGGGGUUCGCAAAGGAUCAGCAAACCGAAGCAGAGGAGCAAUCGAAUAACAAGCCGCAGUGUUUCAGCGUCAAAGAUGCAGAUGGUCAAAUCACCUCCGAGCGACCGCGUUGUUUCAAUAUCUCUUGUACCUCCAUAUGCAGAUAGCAGUUCGCAUUCAAUACAGCCAGAAUGCGCCAUAAGUUCGCAAACUAGCCUUGCGAGUCCACCUGCAAAAAAGCAAUCUCUGUAUCAACGUCCCGCUACAGGAACCGCUACAAAGGUGACGACAAGAAUAAGCGAUCCUUCAGAUUCGGACAAUUCAUCUCGAGUUAAGAGCAACAGACCACGAAAAGUAAAAGAUGAACACGAAAGGCUUCGCGUACAAAAAGAAAGUGAUGAUACACGGAGUUCGGUCUCAUCAAAUACAUCUACCCAUAACAUUACAGCGUUAACACCAAAUGAUGGUAGUGUUAGGCAGUCAACACAAGAAGAUCCGAAUAUGAAUCUAAUUGUGCAACGGCUACGCGAAUUCGCAUGGACGUGUGAACAAUCGACACUCGAGCAACUACGCAACGAAUUCGAUGCUCUACCGAAGCCGGAUUUACGUGAUUGUAAAGCGUUUAUGUCACCGGAGAAUCUAAGAAAAAAUCGCUACAGCAACAUUCCAUGUCUUGAUUCAACGAGAGUUCUUUUGAAUAUUCUUCGGCCAGAUGCCGGUUAUGGGUACAUUCACGCUAAUCGGGUAGAAUACCCUACACUCAGAAACAAAUAUAUUAUAACACAGGGUCCCAUGAACAGUACAAUUCUCCCAUUCUGGGAAAUGAUAUGGCAAGAAAACGUUUAUUGUAUUGUAAUGUUAUGUCAAAUUAUUGAAGAAGGAAAACGUAAAUGUGCAGAAUAUUUUGGGUCAAAACUCGAAGUUCCGGUCAAUUACGGACAAUUUAAUGUUGUAUUAAAAGAUCAAAAAUGGGAUGACACGAAUUUAGUCACCUCUACGCUUGAAUUAGAAUAUGGACAAGAGUCCCGAACGAUCACACAUUUUCAUUGUAGAGAUUGGCACGAUUUCGAGCAACUUCACGCACAACAACCCUAUGUCCAAGAUUUGCACCAAUACCAGACUCCUUGUUCUCAAACGAUAAUAUCAUUACUGCAAAAAGUGCGCGGAAAAUCAACAGUAGUUGUUCACUGUUCGGCUGGAGUUGGUAGAAGCGGCACGUUUGUAGCACUUGAGAUGUGUUUACAAGAUCUUGCAAAUGGUUUAACUAUCAAUGUUCAACAGGCGGUUGUAAGUCUUCGUCAAUAUCGUGCCCUUGCUGUACAGACAUUCGAACAGUACUUAUCGAUUUAUAAAGCAAUAUUGCAAAUGGGGGAAAAGCAUGGAGCAAUUAACAAUAAAGAUGUUCAACGUUUCAAUCAUAUGUACCGAGAACAAGUUGAAAAAUAA
Necator americanus (New World hookworm) is the source of this 1440-nucleotide messenger RNA. RefSeq lists its product as uncharacterized. NCBI's taxonomy places the organism in Eukaryota, Metazoa, Nematoda, Chromadorea, Rhabditida, Ancylostomatidae. The record is from RefSeq and is a predicted model, not a curated record. Gene Ontology annotation, molecular function: protein tyrosine phosphatase activity. Gene Ontology annotation, biological process: protein dephosphorylation. The transcript is spliced from 15 exons. The coding region runs from base 1 to 1440 and encodes 479 amino acids.